This is a messenger RNA of Hibiscus syriacus, 462 nucleotides long. RefSeq lists its product as uncharacterized. NCBI's taxonomy places the organism in Eukaryota, Viridiplantae, Streptophyta, Magnoliopsida, Malvales, Malvaceae. Bases 1 to 462 code for a protein of 153 amino acids. The transcript has a single exon. The record is from RefSeq and is a predicted model, not a curated record.
AUGAUUGCUUGGAUGGCUAUCUUGGAUAGACUACCAACUAAGAAUAGUCUUCAACGUAUGGGCAUUAUAUCCGAUGGAUUGUGUGUUCUAUGCAAUGAUGAUCUGGAGACGAGAGAUCAUCUGUUCAUUGAAUGCUCUUUGGCGGAUUCCCUUUGGAAGGCCAUUCUGCAUCUCUCCGGAUUAAGGCCAUCUUUUUCAUCCUGGAACAACUUUUUAGCAUCGACUUCUCAUGCUUGGAAAUGUAAAUCUUUACUUAUCACUAUUUUGAAACUCGCAUGGUGUGCAUUUCUUUAUUCUCUAUGGGAGGAACGAAACAGAAGGUUGUUCAAAGGAAACUCCAGGAAUGAAGCUGAAAUUCUUAAAGCUAUCAAGGAGAUAGUCGGAAUUCAACUUAGAGGUCGGAAUAUUAGUAGACUUGAUAGUGUCAAUAAUACUCUUUGUAAGAAUUGGAGUAUUGAAUAA